AUGGAUACUAUACAGAAUUUCAAAAGCGCUCCAUGGAUUAAACAGUGUUGGAACUUAUUGAAAAUGAAAAAUAAAUCGGAAGAAAUAUUAAAGCAAUGUAAAUCUUUACCAAAAGAGGAGGGAACUAUAGAUUUGGAUGCUUUAAUUAACAACAGUAAUUCCUUUCCUAUACCAUUUCCGAUAGAUACUGUAAGAUUAUCAGAGUUAAGGAAAAGAAAACCAGUUGAAAAACUGCUCAGAAAUAUUGAAUCAACAUAUGCGCUUGUACAUGAAAGGGUUUUGAGACAAAUGGCCAAUUUCUUAGUUUUUAAAAGAGAAUAUGGAUCAAGUAUUGAAAGACAAUUGUAUAAAGACAUGACAGUUCCAGAGUUUGUAAAUAGGCUUCUACUUAAAAGGGCAGUCACUUUCAUGUAUCCGGAAGAUUUCUAUGUGUUGUUGACUGGGGAAAGAGAUUCAGAGGGCUGGGAGUCUGUAGGUACAUUACAACAGAAGGCUCCCCUAGUACUGGAGAACUGCCUGAGUUAUGACGAGAUGAAGUUGUCGUCUAUGUUGUAUGUGAGCGGGCUGACUUACUGUAUUAAUGAUGGGAGGAGGAGGAACUCGGGAGUCGUGGAGGAGGAGGGAGUGGAAGAGGAGGCUGUUAUUAUUGGUCUAAUAGGUCCACGUUUUGAACGUCAUCGCAAAAUGGAUUACGAAGAUGUUCUUAUAACAAGGGAUCAGAACACUGUUGAAAAUGGUUUCGGACAUGCUAAUAAUACAGAUAGCUGUCUAGGCGUAUGGCGUAUAUCGUCGCAUCAAUCAGAUGUUUACAUUCUCACAUUCAUUCAAAGAAUUGAAGAUUUCCUUAGAAAAGGUUUAAUAAAUCACGUCAGCGAUGUUAAUUUCUCAUAUAUAAGAGUGUCUGAUGACGUCAGAGGUAUAUUUCAACAAUCAUCAAGUAAAACGGUAGCAAGGAAAUUAAUUAGUCACGAAGGACAUCCAAAAGGUGGAAUAAACAUUCAGUUGGAGAACAGAGAGCCUUCGUCCAAGUUGUCAGGCGAACACGCGGGCAAGUUACUAGUCAUGACUUACCCCUGGGACGGAAACGCACACCCGGGGAACGAAUUCUGGAUAGGAAGUCUCACAGGUUCGGGUGACCCAGCGGCCGCGUGUUCAACUCAAGUGUCUGAACUACACAACGCUCACAUCAACACGACGCUCACACGACACACUGUGAGAGUAGCGGCAGAGGGGGGACUACUACCGAUCAGGGAAUACUGUCUCACUCACACACAACUGUAG
Molecule: messenger RNA, 1281 nt
Organism: Danaus chrysippus (African queen)
Lineage: Eukaryota; Metazoa; Arthropoda; Insecta; Lepidoptera; Nymphalidae
Source: the annotation of a GenBank genome assembly